CAGGGAGACUUGAUUGCUGAUAUAAAGAGAUCAAUGUAGCGAAGAUGAGUGGUGAAGGUAAGGAUCAUGAAGAAGAAGAUGAAGCACUUCCUGGAUUUAGAUUUCAUCCAACGGACGAAGAGCUUUUAGGUUAUUAUCUUCGAAGAAAAGUAGAGAACAAACCCAUCAAACUCGAGCUUAUUAAACAGGUCGAUAUCUACAAGUUCGAUCCUUGGGAUCUCUCUCUGAGCAGCGUCUGGGAAAAGGAAUGGUACUUCUUCUGCAUGAGAGGCAGGAAAUACAAGAAUAGCGUUAGACCAAACCGAGUCACCGGCUCAGGUUUCUGGAAAGCCACCGGUAUUGACAAACCGGUUUUCUCCAAUCUUGAAUGCGUUGGUUUAAAGAAAUCUCUGGUUUACUAUCUUGGCUCCGCCGGCAAAGGCUCCAAAACCGAUUGGAUGAUGCAUGAAUUCCGCCUCCCUUCCACCACAAAAACCGACUCAACGGCUCAACAAGCAGAGGUCUGGACACUAUGUAGAAUCUUCAAACGAGUCACACAUCACAGAAACCCAAACAUCAUACAACCAAACCGUAAACCGGUUAUCACCUUAACCGAUUCAUGUUCUAAGACGAGCAGCUUAGACUCCGAUCACACCAGUCACCGAGUAGUAGAUUCCUUGUCCCACAAGCUACACGAGCCGCAGCUUCAGCCACAGACGCAGAAUCCUUACUGGAACCAACUUACUACGGUUGGUUUCAAUCAACCAACGUAUACUUGUCAUGAUAACAACUUCCUGAGUUUCUUGAACACCAACGGUGGAGAUUUUAUUGAAGACUCAGCAAGUUGGGAUGAACUUAGGUCUGUUGUAGAUGGUAACACUAAACACUAAUAAUAAUUUUGUUUGGGAGCUAAAACAAAUAGUUGUUCUUUUUUCAUUGUUACCUUUUAGUUCUAUUAAAAAAAUUGUUUGGUUUGUAAGAUAUUACUAGUAAUAUAC
Messenger RNA from Eruca vesicaria subsp. sativa (arugula), 977 nucleotides. NCBI's taxonomy places the organism in Eukaryota, Viridiplantae, Streptophyta, Magnoliopsida, Brassicales, Brassicaceae. The record is from the annotation of a GenBank genome assembly.